Messenger RNA from Pocillopora verrucosa, 3286 nucleotides. RefSeq names its product translation initiation factor eIF2B subunit alpha. The record is from RefSeq and is a predicted model, not a curated record. Gene Ontology annotation, molecular function: translation initiation factor activity; guanyl-nucleotide exchange factor activity. Gene Ontology annotation, biological process: translational initiation. Gene Ontology annotation, cellular component: eukaryotic translation initiation factor 2B complex. NCBI's taxonomy places the organism in Eukaryota, Metazoa, Cnidaria, Anthozoa, Scleractinia, Pocilloporidae.
GAAAGAUGGACAACGAAGAGGCUGUAGCGUUCUUCAAAAAAUGUAUGGUGGACGACCCAGGCAUGUCGACGGCUGUAGCUGCUAUACAAACUCUGUUAGAAGUUAUGAAUCAAAACUCGGCUGAAACACUCUCUGAACUCAGAGAUAAUCUUCAACAAGUCAUUGAUGUUUUGACCAAAACAGAAGGCUCAGUAGCUUCCAUAUCCUCAGGAUGUGAACUCUUCCUCAGAUUUAUAACACUUGCCUCCCUGGACAACCCAGAUUUUCAAGAAUGUAAAAGAGUUCUGGUUGAAAGAGGUCAGCUGUACCUGAAAAGAGCUGCCUCAGCCAGGAAUAGAAUUGCCAAACUUUGUGAUGCAUUUAUUAAAGAUGGAGCUACAAUUCUUACUCACUCCCGAUCCAGAGUUGUGUUGGAAAUUUUGAAAGUGGCUACUGAACAGAAGAAGCGCUUUAAUGUUUAUGUAACAGAGUCAGCUCCUGAUAAAUCUGGAUAUGAGAUGCAUGAUCAGUUAAAACAGUUUGGAAUUCCCUCCACAGUGAUCCUAGAUGCAGCAGUUGGUUACAUGAUGGAAAAAGUUGACUUGGUCCUUAUGGGCGCAGAAGGUGUGGUAGAGAGUGGUGGAAUUAUUAAUAAAGUUGGCACAUAUCAGAUGGCAGUUAUGACCAAAGCGGUCAACAAACCAUUCUAUGUGGUGGCAGAAAGUUUCAAGUUCGUUCGACUUUAUCCACUUAAUCAAGAAGACGUACCGAACCACUUUAAGUACUCAGGAAGUUCUUCCAGUGAGGAUAGUCAUCCAAUAGUUGACUAUACUCCGCCAUCUUACAUCACCCUGCUGUUCACAGAUCUUGGAGUUCUAACGCCUUCUGCUGUCAGCGAUGAGCUGAUUAAACUUUAUUUAUGACUAGAAAAACCUUCUUUAAACAAAUGAACUUAGCCAUGGAGAACAGUGAAAACACCUAAAGACCGCUUGUUGUCUGUACUGCAAUCGAAACGCGUUCAGGUCCCUAUGGACAAGUCGGAAACUAUUACGGGAUUUGCGUUGCCUAGCAAUGCUAUAGUCGAGUGAACCACAUCGUGGGCUCAGUUUUGCAAGUUGCAGUACUCUAGUUGCUGCCGUUCAUGGAUUUCUUAUCACCUAUAAGUCACCAAGAAAAUGGAAAAAAUGACAUGAGCGAUGUUUCAUAAAUCAGCAUGGAGUAUCCUCAUAGGAUUUGCCUUUGUAUUAUUUAAUCCAUCUGACCCUGGUGGCUCAAAGGGUGGAAAACGCUAACCGCUGGAUAAAUCUCCAUCCGGUGAAUGGCAUAGUACGUUUUGUUAACACUCCUCCGUUGUAUAGCGAUUUAUCCGCUGGUUAACUGUAUCUGCCCAAUGAAAAUCUGGGCCCUGAUUUCUCGCCCUCGUCUUUGGUUAUGACAGUGUAUGUUCUUUAGUUUAAGAGAUGCAAAGACAGUUUACUUUGAGCUGUAUGCUCAUUUCUUUACCUACCUUUUUAAACAUUUACAUCAUAACGGGUACAGAUUAAUGAGUUUUUAGGGACAUCGUGCCAACCCUAAUUCAAGAGUCCCAUUUUGCUCAUCAUCACAAAAUUAUUUUAUUUUGUUUGCACACAAUCGACAGCUAAUCAAGCUUUCAUAUAAAUUGGUUUAGGAGCUUUUGUCGACCUUGAGCCAACCCUAGUUCAACAGGUCUAUUUACAAAUUGGUUGAUGAGCAUUUGGGGACCUCGAGCUAACCCUGUAUUUGCUUAUUAACAAAAUUCUUUUGUUUAAAUAUUCAGCAGGGAUCUUCUCGUUCCCAAAACAAGAGCAGUGACUCUGAAACUUGGUCGCAAUCGACAGCUAAUCGAGCUUUUUCUGAUACACCAUGAACUGUCCGAGAAAAUCCUCAUUUUGCCAGAGAUAUCGGCCCAUGAAUAUUUAAACAAAAGAAAUUGGCUGAUGAACGUUUGGGGAUCUUGAGGUAACCCUGUUUUAAAAAUCUUUAUUUGCUUAUUAACAUAACUCUUUUGUUUAAAUAUUUAGCAUGUAUUUUCUCGUUCCAAAAAGAAGCUGCGACUCUGAAACUUGCUCGCAAUCGACAGCUAAUCAAACCUUUUCUGAUACACUAUAAAUUGUCCGGGAAAUCCUCAUUUUACCAUGGAUAUCAGUCCAUGAAUAUUUAAACAAUGGAAAUUGGUUAAUUAGUUUUUGUGGACCUUGAGCAAGCCCUUGUCUAACAGGUCUAUUUUUGCUCAUUAACAAAACUAUUUUGUUUUAAUAUUCAGCGGGGAUUUUCUCGUUCCAAAAAAGAGCUUUAACUUUAAAACUUGCAAACAAUCGACACGCAAUCAAGCUCUUUCGAACACAAUAUGAAUUUUUUGCGAAAUCUUCAUUUUGCCAGAGAUACGAGCUCAUGAAUAUUUAAACAAUAGAAAUUGGCAAAUAAGCAUUUGGGGACCUCAAGUCAACCCUGGUUUAAAAAAUUUAUAUUUGCUUAUAAACAAACUUUUUUUUGUUUUAAUAUUCAGAGAGGAUUUUCUCAUUCCAAAAAAAGGGCUGUGACUUUGAAACUUGCAAACAAUCGAAAGGUUAAAAAGUUAUUUAUAACGCACUAUGAAAGGUUCGGGAAGUCCUCUUAACGGAUGUGAAAUAAACUCAUGAACAUUUAAGCGAUAGACAUUCGUUGAUGACUUUUAGGAGGCUUACGUCCAUACCCAAGUACUUGCAGUCGAGUUUGUUCUAAAUUAUUUUGUUUCGACAGACAGAGGUGCUCUUUAAAGCCCACACAGGAUUUUUAUUUUUGAUUCUUUUACACAAUAGGGAAUUAAGUAUUCUGCUCUUCUGGAAAUGUCUCGUCGUCUUAAUUAUACAAAAGACAUUUCUGUUGAAAACAAAUAAAAUUGAUCCCUAAUAAAAUUUAUACCCUACAACAUCCAAGAUAAAAGUGAAAUAUCUUCCACAUUAACAGUAGUUGAGCUAACGAUGGGGGAGUAUAAUUUCAAGGUAUAGUCAAAAUUAUUAAUUUUAAAACAAUUUAAACGCUUAAUUUGAAAAACAAGAUAUACUUAAAAUAUAAUUACAAAUAAAAAGAGAUAUAAAAUUGAGAGAUUCAAAAUUACAAGUAAGAAAAAAUUUGAAGAAUUUUAGCAAAACACAAUAUCAAAACAAUUAGUUGUGUAAUUGUGCCAACUACUUUAUACUGUAUCUAACUAUAUCUUUGGCUUGAUGCGUUGUGCGAACUAUAGAAAGUGUAUAAUAAAUAACCUCAUAUAAACCUUAUAACAACAAAAUAAAGGCUCAAAAAAGGA